Messenger RNA from Solea solea (common sole), 1368 nucleotides. It is a transcript of the gene ahsga, whose product is annotated as alpha-2-HS-glycoprotein 2. Gene Ontology annotation, cellular component: extracellular matrix; extracellular region; blood microparticle. Lineage: Eukaryota; Metazoa; Chordata; Actinopteri; Pleuronectiformes; Soleidae. Gene Ontology annotation, molecular function: cysteine-type endopeptidase inhibitor activity. Gene Ontology annotation, biological process: negative regulation of endopeptidase activity. The record is from RefSeq and is a predicted model, not a curated record. The transcript is spliced from 7 exons. The coding region runs from base 74 to 1210 and encodes 378 amino acids.
GAGCUACAGGUUUUUCUUCCCGUCCUUGCCCUUAUAAGCGCCACUUUUCGGAGACUCUGCAUCUAUCGCAGACAUGAAGACCCUGAGCAUCACUGUGGUUCUGGUACUGCUGGCGGGGGCAUGGGCUCAGGUCAAUGUUUUACGUCCUCUGUGCGACUCACCUGAGGCAGAGGAGGCUGCUCUGUUGGCCAGGGAUUACCUCAAUGCCCAGCACACUCAUGGCUACAAGUAUGAGCUGAACAGGAUCGAGGAUAUCAAGAUCUUCCCCGGGCUCAAUGGAAGCGACACCUAUGUUCUAGAAGUUGACCUGCUGGAGACAGACUGUCAUGUGUUGGACCCCACACCUGUUGCAAACUGCACAGUCAGACCCAAAAUGCUGACAGCAGUGGAAGGAGACUGUGAUGUGGUGCUGAAGAAAGUCGGAGGAGUGCUGACUGUCACCGCAUUCAAGUGUAAAACAGAGGAAUCAACCGAGGACUGCGUGGGCUGUUUCAACCUCCUCCCACUGAAUGACACCGCAGCACUGGACUUUGUGCAUACCUCUUUGGCAACCUUUAAUAACAAUACUGGCAAUGUGACUUAUGCUAUUCUGGAGGUUGGAAGGAUAUCGUCACAGGUUGUGUCUGGAGGACACCAAUAUUUAGCAGAAUAUGUCGUCAUUGAGGCUAACUGCACUGACGAAGUCUGCGUGCCCACGAGUGACCCCUUGGCUGAGCGUGGCAUUUGUACUGCUAAAGGUUUUGCACGUUCUCACGUUUUGCAGUGCAAGAUGUUCCACAUUCCCAUGGUGCCUGUUGUGGAUGCCAACAGCACUAUGGCUGCAGUUCCCGUCUCACCACCAGCUGUCCACAUACACACAGGCAGCAUGUCACACAAGCACGGUCUAAGACACCACAAACUGACCCCUCUCCACAAUCCUGAUCUAAGCGGUCAUCUGUCAGAAUCAUCGGAGUCAGCAGAAAUUGUACCUGUUGCCUCCGCAGUGGCUGUUGAUUCGGCCCCUCCUGCUGCUGCUGAUGCCAAUGUUGCUGCUGCUGCUGAUAUUGCUGUUGACUCUGCCUCAGACUCUUCCAGCAGUAGAGAGGACCACAGGUUGAAGAGAGAUGCACCUGCUGCUCCUAUCAUCGCAUUAACUCACUUUACGAUAUCUGAAACUGGCCCUGGUCUUGUCAGGUCAGUGUGCCCAGGAAGGAUCAGAUUCUUCGACUGAACAGGCCCCUCAGACUCUAUAUUUGCUUCCUUGAUGCUAUUUUAACUUGAAUUGAUGCAGGAACAUGUUGUAAUGACACAAACAUGAAGUAUAACUAAUUUCUUGAAAAUUGAGGAAGAGAGCUGUGUAUUUCGUGCUCAAUAAAUCUUUCAAGUCCA